Funneliformis geosporum is the source of this 175-nucleotide messenger RNA. The record is from the annotation of a GenBank genome assembly. Lineage: Eukaryota; Fungi; Glomeromycota; Glomeromycetes; Glomerales; Glomeraceae.
AUGGCUGAAUUAUAUGAUCAAGUUUCCCAAUAUAUAGGCUUCGAACCUAAUGAAAUCUGUCUCCUGAUUACAGAAGAGGAUAGGCAAAUGUUUCAAAGAAUAAUAUCAGAACAGGAGGGAAUGGAAGAUAUUAUAAUAGAUGACUAUCAAUUUUUACUACAGCAUAGUUAUAAUG